GCGUGGCGGCCUGGGCGGAGGCGCAGCGGGCGCGCGGGCGCCGCGUGGCGCUGGUGACGUCGGGCGGGACGCAGGUUCCAGCGCCAUGUUCUAUCUGGCAGCGGCUGUGUCCGAUUUCUACAUCCCUGCUUCAGAAAUGCCUGAACACAAGAUACAGUCUACCGACGGACCUCUACAGAUCACAAUGAAGAUGGUGCCGAAAAUGCUCUCCCCUCUGGUGAAGGAAUGGGCUCCCGAAGCGUACGUAAUCUCGUUCAAGUUGGAAACGAAUCCUUCCAUCCUGAUUGACAAAGCACGGCAGGCCUUAGAGAAAUAUCGUCACCAGGUGGUGGUUGCCAACAUGCUGGACUCUCGAAGAACCUCUGUGGUUGUGGUAACCAGGGAUUUGGAGACCCAGUUGUGCCUUUCCGACGACGAGAUAGCCGGAGGCAUGGAAAUUGAGGAGAAGAUCGUGAGCCAUCUUGAGUUGCAGCACAGGGCUUUUAUGGAGAAAUGACCCUCGACGAGUCACAAAUGACCUUGCUGAAUCCUCAAAUCAGAAUAGACUUUAAAGAAUGGGUUAGGUGGUGGUGGUGGUGGAACGGCGAGGUUUCUGUUACUGGUAAACAGAGGACUUCACAACAUAUUUGUAUGGGAUCAAAAGGGUGAAAAUGCUACAUAAUUUGAUCAUUUUUUGCACACAAGUUUGCUGCUCAUUGCAGAACUUCAAUAUGUAUAUAAAUAAUAGGAACGUUCCUGA
Messenger RNA from Elgaria multicarinata webbii, 739 nucleotides. RefSeq names its product phosphopantothenoylcysteine synthetase (gene PPCS). The transcript is spliced from 3 exons. Gene Ontology annotation, molecular function: phosphopantothenate--cysteine ligase activity. Bases 86 to 496 code for a protein of 136 amino acids. Gene Ontology annotation, biological process: coenzyme A biosynthetic process. NCBI's taxonomy places the organism in Eukaryota, Metazoa, Chordata, Lepidosauria, Squamata, Anguidae. The record is from RefSeq and is a predicted model, not a curated record. Gene Ontology annotation, cellular component: nucleus; cytoplasm.